Messenger RNA from Chiroxiphia lanceolata (lance-tailed manakin), 1758 nucleotides. RefSeq names its product MLV-related proviral Env polyprotein-like. NCBI's taxonomy places the organism in Eukaryota, Metazoa, Chordata, Aves, Passeriformes, Pipridae. The transcript is spliced from 2 exons. The record is from RefSeq and is a predicted model, not a curated record. Bases 1 to 1758 code for a protein of 585 amino acids.
AUGAAAUCCACAAACGUUAUCCUCCACGCCAUCAUCCUUCUCGGAAUAGCUCCUCUCAUCGCGCCAAUCCCACUAAAGCUGUGGAUGGACCAACCCAAAGAGAACUUGUGGGUAACACUGGCCAAGGCAACGGGCACAGACACCCUGUGUCUGUCCUUGACCAGUGCAGCCAGUCCAUUCAGGACAUGCCUGGUGGGAGUCCCCAUAACACCGGGGGAAUGGGACGCGUUCGUCUCCCAGACACGAUUCCGCGGGGCGAUGCCACUCAACUCCCCUAAUCUCGCCCAAGCGAUUGCGGUGCAGGUCCUAAAUCAUGAAGAUAGAGGAUGGUUAACAGGACGAACCUGGGGAGUCAGAUUGGAUAGACUCUAUGCAGACCCAGGAGAGUAUAUAACUAUAAAGAAACAGCCACUAACUGUCUAUUCUCAGCCUCUAGGACCCAAUUUAGAAAUGAAAGCAUUCCGGGACAACAUGAGAGACAAAGAGAAAGAGAAAGCACAGGUAAUCUCUGCUGGUUCAAUGCCACAACAACCCAAAGCCACACAAGUUCCUUUUGCUAAAGUAAGUGAGAAAGAAAAAGUUAUACCAGGAGGAACUGAAACUCUACUAAAUAUGGUAGAGGUUUCCUAUCGAGCCAUAAACUACACUGACCCAGAAAUGACCGAGUCUUGUUGGCUGUGCUAUGACGUGAGACCUCCCUUUUAUGAAGGAAUAGGACUGAAUCAAACCUUCAGUCUAAGCACUGAAGAUGACCCGAGCCAAUGCAGAUGGGGAGAGAGAAACAUAGGUCUCACGAUGUCACAGGUCAGUGGGCAAGGGAUGUGCAUUGGGCAUGUUCCUUCAGACAGCACUGAAUUAUGUAGCACUGAGAUAAAGGAAUUAAAGAAAGGGGAAAACAAAUGGGCUAUACCUUAUCAGGGUGGAUGGUGGAUAUGUUCGAAAUCUGGUCUAGUUCCGUGUGUGUCUCUACUCGUGUUUGAAAAGAAUAAUGAAUUUUGUAUUCAGAUAACUGUUUUACCCCAUAUGUUGUACCGGUCCGAAGAAUCAGUAUUAGAAUCGUGGGAAAUGAGUAAGCAUAAGAUACAGAAAAGAGAACCAAUAAGUGUAACCAUAGCAAUGAUUCUGGGAUUGGGAGCCACGGGUACUGGGAUUGCCUCUUUAGUCCAGCAUAGCCAUGGACUGACUGCCUUAAGGGCAGCAGUGGACGAAGAUCUAGAUAGAAUAGAAAAAUCUAUUUCCUAUCUGGAAACGUCUCUAAAUUCCUUAUCCGAGGUAGUUUUACAGAACAGACGAGGGCUGGACUUACUUUUCCUACAACAGGGAGGCUUGUGCGUGGCCUUAGGAGAAGAAUGCUGUUUUUAUGCCAGUCAUUCAGGGGUUAUCAAGGAGUCUAUGACCAAACUGCGGGAGGGAAUAAUACAAAGAAAAAGGGAGAGAGAUACCUCCUAUAAUUGGCUGGAUAAUUGGCAUAAUCAGUUCCCUUGGCUAACAACAUUGAUUUCAACCCUAGCAGGACCUGUGUUAAUGCUGUGUGCGACGCUGAUUUUUGGACCUUGUAUUUUAAACAGAGUUAUGAAUUUUAUCAAAGACAGAGUUGAAACUGUGCAGUUACUGACAGUAAAGCAACAAUACGAGGACAUGAGUGGGGGAUCUCUUGAGGAAGAUCACGCCUCUCUAUUAGAAAUAGCUAAAGAGGCUGUAAUUGAAUUCGAUCAGCAAAUUUACGAGGAAAUUAGGAGGGGGGAUUGUGAUAAGUAA